Molecule: messenger RNA, 919 nt
Organism: Pelobates cultripes (western spadefoot toad)
Lineage: Eukaryota; Metazoa; Chordata; Amphibia; Anura; Pelobatidae
Source: the annotation of a GenBank genome assembly
AUGCGGCCCGCUGACAAGAUGGCCGCCGCCUCCCUGGGUGCAGAGAGUGGAGCAGACUCGGAGCAGGGCUCGGCGCGAGGAGAGGCUCUCUCACACAUCACGGCCGAGCUAGCAGCCAUCUCGGCUAAUAUGCUCACUAAAAAGGAUAAAACUACCCUGGUCACGGAAUUGAGAGCGGCGAUCCGGGAGGAGAUAAUGGCGGUGCGCAAGGAUCUCACAGCCCUCGAAGACCGAGUCACAGAGCUGGAGAGGGAAAACCUGCAGGCCCUCCAGCACUCCCAGGCUGCUGAUCAUGCCACGGCCAGGCAGGGGUCGGUGCUCCUGGAGCUUCGCAGGCAAGUAGAAGAUUUAGAUAAUAACGCAAGGCGCAAUAACAUUAGGGUCAAAGGCCUUCCUGAAGCAGAUAAUGAAGACCUUGGGGAUGUCCUCCCACAGCUGUUUACCCCCGGACGAAUACCACAUAGAGCACGCCCACAGGGCUCUGCGUCCCCCGAGGAGAGAUGGCCUCCCAAGCGACUUGAUAUGCUGCCUCCUCUCCUUUCAGCUUAAAGAAGCCAUCAUGAGAGCGGUGCGCCCACAAUGCAUCAUCUUCCAGGAAGCCCCAAUAUCGCUGUACCAGGAUUUGUCCACCCUCACCUUGGACGCCCAGAGGGCGCUUAGGCCGCUGACACUCAUCCUCAAGGACAAGCGCAUUCCCUAUAAAUGGGGCUUCCUUUUUUGCCUCCAGGCCAAAAAGGACAAUACCUGGCGUUCCCUGAGAUGGCCCAAUGACGGAGGGAAGCGCAGCCCAUGCGCUGGGGGUUCCCCAUGGAUCUGAGGAGUAGCCGCAGGCACCUCUGCCCGAGUCCGGAGAGCGCCGACCCUCCCGGACCGGCAUCGCCCUACAGGGGGCUCCCUGGGCGGCAACACUGCGAGCUAA